AUGAUAGAGCCGGAAGAGGACAGUGAUGCUAAAGAGCCGGAAGAGGACAGUGAUGCUAAAGAGCCGGAAGAGGACAGUGAUGCUAAAGAGCCGGAAGAGGACAGUGAUGCUAAAGAGCCGGAAGAGGACAGUGAUGUAGCUGAAGGCGCAGAAGUAGCUUCCGCAGACGUUACAGGCGCAGAAGUAGCUUCCGCAGACGUUACAGGCGCAGAAGUAGCUUCCGCAGACGUUACAGGCGCAGAAGUAGCUUCCGCAGACGUUACAGGCGCAAAUAUAGCUUCCGCAGACGUUCUUGGCGAAGACGUUCUUGGCGCAGACGCAGGCGACACGGGAAGUAAGCCAGGAACUGACUAA
Messenger RNA from Rhopilema esculentum, 354 nucleotides. NCBI's taxonomy places the organism in Eukaryota, Metazoa, Cnidaria, Scyphozoa, Rhizostomeae, Rhizostomatidae. The record is from RefSeq and is a predicted model, not a curated record.